Messenger RNA from Aspergillus heteromorphus CBS 117.55, 2034 nucleotides. RefSeq lists its product as uncharacterized. Bases 1 to 1845 code for a protein of 614 amino acids. NCBI's taxonomy places the organism in Eukaryota, Fungi, Ascomycota, Eurotiomycetes, Eurotiales, Aspergillaceae. Gene Ontology annotation, molecular function: DNA binding; DNA-binding transcription factor activity, RNA polymerase II-specific; zinc ion binding. Gene Ontology annotation, biological process: regulation of DNA-templated transcription; DNA-templated transcription. The record is from RefSeq and is a predicted model, not a curated record. Gene Ontology annotation, cellular component: nucleus. The transcript has 6 exons.
AUGAAUACCCGGCGUCGGAAUGGCAAGCCGGCCUCCUGCGAGCCCUGCCGCAAGGACAAAGUGCGCUGCGACCAUCGCCUGCCCGUGUGCACCCGCUGCCAGCGCCGCAGCAUCCCCGCGCGCUGCUUCUACCACCCCGCCCCCUUGACCAGAACGAGCGAUCGGUCGGCAUCUCCACAAUCUUCCCCCCUGCGCAUGAAACCCCCGGGCACUGCUCACCUCCUUCGCAGUGCCACUCGCGAACUCUCGCCCCACGGCACAUCCGUUCACUCCAAGGGGAUCCAAGGAAUCAAAGGAAUCGACGAGUCUCUCCCAUCCUACUGGGUCGGCAAAGCAGUCGAAGUGCUGGGCGCGCUUCGCGAUCUUCUUAUUAUCUGGAAAUUGGUUCGGGAAUACUACAACCUUAGCCAGGCCGUCGCGAUUCCCGCUCCGUUCAUCCUCCAGGCCCUGGACCAGAUGCCGGCCAACGGGCCCCAGCUGCGCGAGAUCUCGGUCAUGUCCGUGCUGCAGAACACAUCCCGUCCGCUGAAAGUCGCCCCGGACUGGGAGGGGAAGACUUUUCACGAGCUAUAUACCGGACCUCACCUGCGUCUGGAGAUCAUCGGCAUCCUCUGCGCGCUUGCGGGAAAGGCCAGUUGCUUUGCGCUGGCGCAGGACCAGUUCCCCAGGGACACCGAGGCCGUCCGUCGCGUGCCGUUUCCGAAGCGGAUGAUGAUGAUCAGUGAAUCGGUGCUGCAGAUCUGCAACCUACUGACCCCGACCAACGAUCUAACGGUCUGGGCGUUGCAUCAGAACCUGCUUCUUUCGACCAUGGUGUACGGCGAUUCCAGCUCCGAGGCAUGGCACUGUCUGGGGGAGCUAUCCACGAGUAUCUUUGAGCUCGGGAUCCACCGCGACUCGGGCAAUCUUCCCCCCUUCCUACGGGAAAGCCGACGGAGGUCGUUUGCGUCGGUUUAUCAACUGGACAAGGGCCUUGCCACAUUUCUGGGACGGCCGCCACGGAUCUGCCAGCGUCAUUCGGACUGCAAGCCACCCCUUGACCUUGGUGAGGACUGUCUGGCGGCGGACAGCGCCCACCUGCAGCUCGCCGUGAACGCCCUCGACGAGGAUGGAUGGAACCCCCAUCUGCAUGGGACUUAUCACCAAUUUCGCGAGGAGAUUCUGGAGUGGGCGCUCAAAGAUCCAAGCCCUGAGACAGCUCGUCACUUGAGGGAUAUCGCCAUUAGAUGUCGCCGGGUAUGGGAAUCACUGCCCACGCAUUUGCACUUCCGCCCAAGCUGCUGGACAAAAGAUUUACCCGUAAGCGUGUCUCUGAUGCUGACCGUGUCCUACCUGGCAUACCUCUACAACGACUUCCUGAUCCAGAGGCUGCUUCUCAAGCAGGACCCAAGCGCGGAAGGAUCACUGUUUAAUGCCAGCGCGACAAUCCUGUCGACCGUGCUGAUCAUGGGAAGACACCGGGAGCCUACGGUCGAUAUUCGACAGGACUUCCUGUUCUCGAUCCUCUUAUACUGGUUUCCCAGCGCUAGUGUUCUUGUCAAAGCCCUCCAGGAACACACCCGGAACGGCCAGCCACUUCCCUUCACGGGGUCGCGGGCAGCGAUCAUCCGUGACUUAACCGUCUUCACUGCGCACCUGGACACCAUCGCCGAGUCUGACUACGUCCAUGCGGAACUGCUCACCCGCGCGAGUAAGGUCUUCUUGAGGAUCAUUGACGAGGUGAUAGACCCCCGGGCUGCGAUCGCUCCCCUCCCUCCUGGAAUCGAUGAUCUGCCGGAAAUUUCCAUCGAUGGCUUUGGGAUUUCGGACGACAUGGGAGUUGUCUUUGACCAGUGGAUAUUCUGAUCACCAGGCAAUAUCCCCGGAACCCCCCCUGAUUUCCAGCAUUCGAGCGGCGAAGGCGCCUGGUAAUUGGGCUAGGAAAACAUGCUCAGGCUAAAGUAGGAUAUGUAGUGGCCCACUGUUUGGUGUAGCAUGCCUGACAUGACAGCAAUGCACGUGGAAAACCUGCAGAAUAUGAGGCCCCAGAAAGAC